AUGAUAGCCCCACAUUUACAGAGGAAGCCACACGUCCGGGGCCUCAAAGCCAAGCGCAGAGCUGCUGGGGGCUGUGUCCUCCCCGUGCGACUGACCAGCUGCAUCUUCCCCAGGCCCGUGACGCUCAUCACCGCCCACCCUGGCAAUGAGGUCAGGUGCGGGCCCCACGAGGAGAAGCUGGAGAAGCCCCAGCAGCUGUGUUCAAGCUGGAGGCUGCAGGCACUCAAGCACCAAGGCAGCGAAGAAGAAGGUUUAAGCCAAUUGGAUUUCACAAACGCCUUCCCAGCCAUGACUUCAGGAAGCCGAGGAGGAUCCUGGGGCCAGGCUGCUGCUGAGAGCUCGCAGCCCGCCCCUGGCCUGUCUCCCUUCUGGAAAGAGAUGAUCCCGGAAGCUUUUCACCUUGUCCCUCCCCCUUCCAGCCAGCAGGUCACUUCCGCAGACAUCCAGAGACAGGCUCGGAAAGUGAAGAGGGCCAGGGAGAGACUGGCCGAGGCCUUGAGGGCAGACAGCCUGGCCAGGGAGGCAGAGAGGCUGAGCAGCCAGGAGGAAAGGGCUGAAAACCAGGUGGAAACAGGAGCAGGAGCUGCUGGAGACUCGGAAAUGUGA
Messenger RNA from Heterocephalus glaber (naked mole-rat), 606 nucleotides. RefSeq names its product methyl-CpG-binding domain protein 3-like 2B. Lineage: Eukaryota; Metazoa; Chordata; Mammalia; Rodentia; Bathyergidae. The record is from RefSeq and is a predicted model, not a curated record.